AGGUUCAGGUGAGGGACGAGGUACUCCGCUACUUCUUCGAGGUCAAGUUUCCUCCGUAUGUGUGGCGCCAUCUGUGUCUCCAGUACAACCACACUAACCAACAGGUGGAAUGUUUCGUCGAUGGUGAGGAAGAGUUUCUGUCAAUGAGAAACACACUGAGGAGGCCCACAGGGGAGGCGGCGGUACAGGAUGUGGGAGGGACGUCAGGACCGGUAGAUGGUCUAAUGCAGUGUAUACCAGAAGGUGAACUCAACUGUUCAAGAGAGGAAGAGGACGGCGAUGAGAUACAAACAGUGUGGAUGAACGACAGACCACAGGAGGGGGGGCAGACGGUGGCAGGGAGGGUGUGUGUGGGAGGGGCGGGGCAGUGGGGUACUCUAGAGGCUGAGGUGGUUGGGAUGAAACUGUGGAGGCGAACAUUGGGCACAGAGGAGCUUUACGGCGUCUCUGGCUGUCACCGACACCCCCGUGUUGUAUACCCCGACCUGAUGAUGAAUCUAAGAUGGUCUGUUGAGGGUAACGCCUCACUGCUCUCCUACGUGUUAGAUCAUUUGUGUACCUCCGUCCCUCGUGUGGUGGUGGUUCAGCCCGCGGGGAUAUACGCCCGUUAUGUGACCAUGUGUCAGGCCCUUGGUGGUGCCCUUGUGUCUGAUGGAAACUUGUCCUCAACAACCACGGAACUCGCCCGUGGUGCCAACGACUCCUGUGUGGGCGCGGGCGGCUUGGUGACCUGGCUGGGUGGAGGUUACAGAGUCGCUGGAACAGAGUUAAAAGUCAACACCGAAGAUGAGUGUCCGGCCAUGGGUGUGAGUGGGCCUGUAUGGGCGUCAUGUGAACUACGAAUGGAGUGUUCUGUGUGUGAGGUGCCUGACGCCAUCUUGUUCAACCUUUAUGGACACGACGGUAAACUCUUCGACCAUAGCUUUUAUAUCGACACAGACUCCGGGGCGCUGGUGUUCAGAGGACUUGGUGGGUCAGCGAUCAUGCGGGAGGGUGGCGGGUGGGUGCUGAGGUCGACGCUUCACCAGACGGAGUGGCUACUGAGAGACGCAGCGGUGCCUGUGGGUCGUCAAAGGUGGAGUGUCGAGGGUCAGGAGGUCGUGCUGGCCCUCACCACCUGUCGUACCACCCAGUUCGCUUGUGACGAUGGCCAGUGUGUCCCUCACACUUCUCGCUGUGACGACAUUGUCCACUGUGGCGACAGCUCAGACGAGGCCAACUGUCAGGUGGUGGAGAGGCCACUUGGCUACGACCCUUACUACGCCCCGCCCCCACGACCCGGAGAGGUGGUACCUAUAGACCUAGAUUACCAUAUAGACGUGUACAAUGUGGGCGAUGUGACCACCAAUGUGGGCGAGGCGAGCAUGGACGUGGGGAUCACUAUAGCGUGGUUUGAUCCGCGGGUUAAAUUCCUCAACCUGAAGCCGGAGAUUAAGAACUACUUCCCGUGUGAGCUGGUGUGGACCCCGCGGGUGAGGGGGGUGUCGGGCCGCGGGGAGGGUAACAUCCUCGACACCAACGACUACGAGAAGUUCUGCUACUCCUACCAGAACGACCAGACCGAAGAACGGCCCUUGCAUGACCCUCUUAUGGGUCAUCAGGCGGACGGGAUGACCCACGCCAUAGAGGUGUACUUGGGGGUACUAGCCACGGUGCCCUGCCACUUCCAGCUCCAGAUGUAUCCCUUCGACGUUCAGAUGUGUAACCUGUCCUUCAUGGUGAUGAACGCCCCCUCCACCAGGGUCUUCCACAAGUCUACUCCCGGCAACCACGUCCCUUACCUCAAUGCACGGCGAGUGUUGCUGGAGUACUCGCUGGAAGAUCAGACAACUGAGGUGGGGUGGUACAUGCUGGGCUCUGAUAACAACACCUUCUUCUCUCUCACCUAUCACCUGCGUCGUCUCUACGGUUACCACGUGAUGAACAGCUUCUUCCCCAGUCUCCUUAUAUUCUUUAUCUCCUACGUUACGUUCUUUUUCCAGCUUGAAGACUUCACCAACCGCAUUAUGAUCUCACUUACGGGUCAGCUUGUGUUAGCCGCCUUGUUCACAUCCACCACGCAGUCCUCCGUCAAGACACCGUAUCUAAAACUCAUUGAUGUAUGGUACGCCGCCAUUAUUACCUUCUGCUUCCUCAUAAUCAUCAGCCAGACACUCAUCAACGUGGUGCUACACAGUGUCCGCCUCCCCAGCGCCAUCAUCAAGGUGCGAGAGUUUGGGGCACGACAAAGCAACAAGGUAAAGCCUCUGUUUUCUAAGCGGCCUGAGAGUCAACAAAAGCACAGCCAUCAUCAUCAUCAUCAACACCAGGAAAAACCCAACCAGGAAAUGGCACGUUUCUGUAACUUGGUAGCGCAGGUCGUUCUCCUCACCCUCGUCGUAAUAUUUAUUUUCUUCUACGUGUUGAUGGCGGCUGGGCUCCUACCUAACCCAGCAACCAGUACGAGUGGUGCAGAACGCUGAGGGGCAGGUUACCAAGAGAACCUGCACAGGACGAUAUAUCUUUUUUCUUUUUUUUUAACGUUUUGACCUAUUUUGGAAACGUCUUACCUAAACCAUCCCAAGAGGUUAUGUGGUUGAAACAUUAUAAUUAAACCACCCCACGGUGUUCUUCUCGUCUUAGGUUAGAUACAAGACCCUACAACGAGAAUCCAAAUUGUACUAGCAGAUCUGAAGCUGUACACGCAUGAUAUAAACAAACAAGUUACAAUAUGUUACGAUUUCUAUAAUGUGUUAAUGAUUACUGCUUUGUGAUAAUUAGCCGAGGUGUAAUUAAAGAUAUUUCAAGUAAUCAUUGUGGGUAAUAUAUCCGCUGGUAAAUUAAUUAAGUUCUGUCGGGUUCAGAACACAAGUCAAGGAGGAGUUAUGUGUCGUUGUUCAGGUGUUCCUUUAGUUACAUAAAGAUAG
This is a messenger RNA of Homarus americanus (American lobster), 2906 nucleotides long. RefSeq lists its product as uncharacterized. Bases 144 to 2462 code for a protein of 772 amino acids. Gene Ontology annotation, cellular component: membrane; synapse; neuron projection. Lineage: Eukaryota; Metazoa; Arthropoda; Malacostraca; Decapoda; Nephropidae. The record is from RefSeq and is a predicted model, not a curated record. Gene Ontology annotation, biological process: chemical synaptic transmission; monoatomic ion transmembrane transport; signal transduction. The transcript has 6 exons. Gene Ontology annotation, molecular function: transmembrane signaling receptor activity; neurotransmitter receptor activity; protein binding.